AUGGGAUCCGAAUCCAUUCACAGCGAUAGGCACGAUGAGAAGAACCCGAAACACGAGGUCGCCAUCGUCAAGACGGCCAUUGGUGACGAGGCCUUCCAACAGGCCAUGAUCAAGGAGCCCCCGCCUAAGAUGGCAGCUCCUAUCCUUAUCUUCGCCAGUAUGGUAGCCUUCUGCUGCUCUACCGCCAACGGUUACGAUGGUUCGCUUUUCGGUACACUCCUCGCCAACGAUGAUUUCAAGAAGUUCUUUGAUGUCGAUAACAAGGGUAUCGGUGCUGGUAUCGUCACUUCCAUGUACCAGAUCGGUUCCGUCGUCGCGAUCCCCGCUGUUGGUCCUGCUAUUGACACCUGGGGUCGUCGGGCUGGCAUGGCAAUUGGCUCGUUCAUCAUCAUCAUCGGCAUCAUUAUCCAGAUUGCCUGUAUCAAGACCGCCAGUGUCGAUCAGUUCAUGGCCGGUCGCUUCUUCCUCGGUUUUGGUGUCUCCAUCGCCGCCGCAGCUGGUCCUACCUAUGUCGUCGAGGUCUCUCACCCUGCUCACCGAGGUAUCAUCACUGGAUUGUACAACGUGAUGUGGCCUGUUGGUGCUCUCGUUGCCAGCAGCGCUGCCCUCGGAGGCUUGGACUACGAGGGAACUAACACCUCUUGGAUGAUCUCUGUCUGUCUCCAGCUCAUGUUCCCCUGUGUUAUCUUCUUCUUCUCCAUGCUACUGCCCGAGUCACCUCGAUGGUUGUACACCCGCGGCAAGAAGGAACUUGCGACUGAGAAUCUUGUGAAACUCCACGGACAUGGAAACCCUGACAGCGAAUGGGUGAAGCUCCAGCUCCACGAGUAUGAGGAGUACCUUGAGAUGGACGGCAGUGACAAGCGAUGGUGGGAUUACCGCGCCCUGUUCCGCAACAAGGCUUCCAUCUACCGACUGACUUGCAACUGUCUCGUCUCCCUGUUCGGCCAAUGGGCAGGAAACAGCAUUGUCUCCUAUUACCUGAGCGCUUUCCUCGAUACUGCCGGCAUCAAGGGUGCCAAGACGCAGACCAAGGUGGCUUUGGGCAUGAAUGCCGUCCAGAUCGUCUUCGCUUCAAUUGGUGCUGGAUUUACUGAUACUGUUGGCCGUCGCCCCAUGCUUCUCGUUGUCAACCUUGUUUGCGCUCUGUGCUGGGUCGGCGUGACUGUUCCCGCCUCUAUCGCCAACAUUACUGAUCUCGACGAUAAGGCGCAGACAGACGCUGUCACCGGCCCUGUCAGCAAGGCCAUCCUGGCCUGGGUUUACCUUUUCCAGAUCUUCUACUCCGUUGGUUGGACUCCCCUCCAGGCCCUCUACCCCGUCGAGGUACUCAGUUACGAGAUCCGAGCCAAGGGUAUGGCUUUCAGCUCUCUCUUCACCAACGCUGCCAUGCUUGUCAUGCAGUUCGGUAUCCCCGUCGCUCUCAAGAACAUUGCCUGGAAGACCUACAUUGUCUUCUGCGUCUGGUGUGUCUGCCAGUCCAUCAUUCUUUACUUCCUCGUGCCCGAGACCAAGAACCGAACUCUCGAAGAACUCGACCACAUCUUCUCGUCCAGCAACCCAGUCAAGACCUCUACCCAGAAGAAGCUCUUCGAGGCCGAUGCCAAUGCCAACAUUGUCCACAUCGAGCCUGCAGUUGCCGAUUCCAGCAAGGCUUAA
Molecule: messenger RNA, 1659 nt
Organism: Fusarium proliferatum ET1
Lineage: Eukaryota; Fungi; Ascomycota; Sordariomycetes; Hypocreales; Nectriaceae
Exons: 3
Coding region: 1-1659 (552 amino acids)
Biological process (GO): transmembrane transport; carbohydrate transport
Cellular component (GO): membrane
Molecular function (GO): carbohydrate:proton symporter activity
Source: RefSeq, a predicted model, not a curated record